AUGCCUAUCAAAGGAGCUGACCAACUUGAACAAUUCGCUAAAGCGAACCCGGUAUGAAUUACAGUUGCUUUACUUCAUAUUUUAAAUUAUGUGCGGCGAUGUUACAAAUGUUGCAAAAUGGGGGUUUGUUCGAAGGAACGAAAUUCGACACUUAAUGUCUCGCGUGAAAAUAUGUACCUAACAAAAAUUGCUAAUUUAUCUUGUUUUUAUCUACUUAGCAGCUAAAUAGUCGAGGGCAAGCUGAGAAGCAUUAAAAUUACGAUUUAAUAUAGUAAACAUUGGAUGUAGUCGAUAAUUAGUUCAUAAUAUUUCUUAUACAGACCAAAUAUUAUUCGUUUGUUUUAUCUAUAAUUACGCAAUGAUCUGAUAGGAUAUUAGCUGAAAUAUUGAAUUCAUUUGGGUUGUUUGGUUAGUAUAAUAAGAUUAAAUUUAUUUUUAAAUAUACCAUCUAGGCCGACUUAAAGUUUAUGAUGCAAUAUUAAGAUAUCAGCAGUUUAGUUAUAUAACUAGGGUGUUAAUUAGUAAAUAUUAGCUGCGAGCUAAGAUCACAUGACUGGGCACUCGAGUUCAUGGAAUUUUGCCCAGAUUCUUGAUAUUGCUAGGUGUACUAGAUAAAUAGCUUUACUGUAUGAAAAACCUAUUUUUUGUCACUUAUUCAAAAAACAAAGUCAUGUGCUAGUCAUAUAAACUGUGCAUGCCCUUGUGUGAAGAGGGUGUGGUUUCUUGCAAUGUCUUACGAGCUAGAUGUAUGGGGGAAAAAAUGAUGGACAAUUGACUUAGCUUGCCUGACUUUAAAUGUCUUAAAGCCCAUUUACACUGGCAAUUCUUGCUGUGAUUUUAGGUGCGAUUUCCUUUUGAUGAACAAGGGUACAUGUACUCAAACGUUCGUAACUCAUCUACAUGUUCAUAUACGCAUCAGAAGAAGAAAAUUGUGUUAGAAAUUGCGGCAAAAAUUACAAGUGUAAAUGAGCCUUUACGAUCUAUACGGUAACCAUAGAUAUAAAACAACAUGCAUGCUCUUGUAUGCCUAUCUGCUGAAACUUAAGCAUGCAACUUUUUGUCAGCACAGAUAUGUUGCACAUAGAAAAAUAUAAAGUUGUUAGAAUCAAAUCAACAGUAUGAAACUGUGUAGAUUAUCAUUCUUGAUUUCAAGCAAGAAUUAUUCAAUGAUGCCACAAUAAAUGACUGAACUACGGUAUGCGUGUGUAAUAAGAGCAUUUAUAGGUCUGGCAUUAGACGGAGUAACAUACUAAAGCGGAGCACAUUAGUGUGCAAUGCAACCAUAGACAAUUGAACUGUCUAUGAUGCAUCUUAAUGGGUUAAUGAUCGCUUACUUAAGGUUUCUAUUUUCUCACUAGAACCCUGUUCGAGCCACAACAGGUUUUGGAUGCCCUGUGGAAACAGUGACGGCAACAAAGACCGUUGGUGAACGUGGUCCAAUCCUGCUCCAGGAUACAUUUUUCCUCGACACGAUGACUCACUUUGACCGUGAGAGAAUCCCCGAACGUGUUGUUCACGCUAAAGGUGGUGGGGCAUUUGGGACAUUCAAAGUGACACAUGACAUCACAAAGUAUUGCAAGGCCAGCAUUUUCUCUAAGAUUGGCAAGGAGACACCGUGUCUUGCUCGAUUCUCUACUGUGGGUAGGUUGAUAGAUUUUUAAAUUAAAUAUGGUAAUAGGUAGACAGACAUGCUUUCUGGUUCUCUCCUAGUGCCCACCAAGGCUAGCAACUGGUCCUUAAAAUUGUGUAUUUAUACCAAUGCUCCUUAAAAUUUACUUGGAGUUUAGAUUCAAAUUAGGUGAAGAAUCCUAGCAUUUAGCAUUAGUUGCAGUUACCUACAGUAUCUGCCAAUGUGUCUAAUGGUAACCCAUAAUAACCAAACUCUACCCUACUUUAUUAUUUUACUCCAGUGUCUAACUCCAGAUGAUCUUACUCGUCAAGGAGAGUGUCUCAUGCUUCAAUUAAUGGGGAAUACAUUUAAUUUUCUCUCUCAAUAUUGAAGGUGGUGAAUCGGGUAGUGCUGAUACCGCAAGGGACCCGAGGGGAUUUGCGAUGAAGUUUUAUACUGAAGAUGGAAACUGGGAUUGCGUUGGAAACAAUACUCCAAUCUUUUUCAUCCGAGAUCCCAUAUUGGUAAGCUGCCUUUUGUUAUUGUAUCAGUUGAAACUGCUAUUGUGGUCUGAGAUAUCUCCAUGAUGUGUGAAUGAACUGCUUGAAAAUAUUAAUUGAGAUCCUAUCUUACUGUUUUGAGUGGACUGCUUAUGCUGUGUCUUUGUGCCAGUAUUACUGACUAGGUUUAUACAUUUCUAUUUUGUAGUUUCCCAGCUUCAUUCACACCCAGAAACGAAACCCUGUGACACAUUUGAAGGUAUCCAAAAUAAAACUUACAUAUUAAGUUGCAUUUUAACUGCACCCUAGUUUACUCUGUUAGUUUACUCUGUCUUACGUCAGAUGAUUUUGCCUGGGGUGAAAGACCACAGUGUCUACUUUUACCACUAGUGUCUUUUACUAGUGUCAGAUGAUUUUACGUGCUGAAGAUUUCAAACCCUGAAUAAGACGUACUAUGAUUUCAAACCCUGAAUAAGACGUCUUAUUCUGCCGAAUAAGACGUACUAUGCUUUUACUUAACAAUGCACUGACACUCAAUGGGUUAUAGCCAAAUGGUUGACUGACUUUCUGACUGUUGGAGACUUCGAAAGGGCUACAUUGAACUAUACAAACACUUCUGGAAAACUUUUUUAUUUAGUAGUUUUAUUUAUCUUGAUAAUUUUGUUGGUAUUUCUAGGAUCCCAACAUGUUCUGGGAUUUCAUCACCUUGCGUCCUGAGACAACCCAUCAAGUCUGUUUCCUGUUUGGUGACCGAGGCGUUCCUGAUGGUUUCUGUCACAUGAAUGGUUACGGCAGUCACACCUUUAAAAUGGUCAAUGCCAAGAAUGAGGCUGUCUACUGCAAAUUCCAUUUCAAGGUAAUAUACUGUAUACGAUUUCCAAAACUGCCAAUUAAGACUCAAUGUGAUGAGUUAUAAGUUGCAAGGACGAGUUAUAUAAGUCAUAAUAGUUAUUAGUCAUAACAAUGAGUUUAACUUUUCAGACUGAUCAAGGCAUCAAGAACCUCUUCCAAGCUGAAGCUGAUAAGCUGGCUGGUGCUGAUCCAGAUUAUUCAAACAGAGAUCUUUACGAAUCUAUUACUAAUGGCAAUUUUGUAAGUGAAGUUGGUUAUAUUUCUAGUAACCCUCUAUUGAUGGCAAAGCACCCUGAUGCACACUAUGUUAUUAUUUGACUCUGUCUAACGGCAGAUGAUUUUACUCGUCAUGGAGAGAGUGCUGCCACUCAAUGGGAUAAAGAACAAACUUUUUCCUUUAUAGUACAAUGAAUAUAUAAUCUUUUGCUUUAUAUUAUAGCCAUCCUGGACCUUGUAUAUUCAAGUGAUGACGUUUGAAGAAGCAGAGAAAUGCAAAUGCAAUCCAUUUGAUCUCACAAAGGUGUGUACUGUCUGACACAACAUGGACAUGAAUAUGUAUUAGCUUGUGAAACUUUCUAAACGAGAACAUUCGUAUUUUUCUACAAUUUAAAAUAAACUAAUAAGUUCAUAUAAAUCAGCAUGAUUCUGUAUCAGAUAUACAAACUCCUUCACGCUCAUGAUAUCUUUUGUGUUUUCUUCGUGAAUUAUCAAUGAGUUUCACAACUAUCUAUACAAAAUUUAGAUCUGGUCGCACAAGGAACACCCACUCAUUCCAGUUGGCAAAAUGACCUUGAACCGCAAUGCAUCCAACUACUUCGCUGAGAUUGAACAAAGUGCUUUCAAUCCCGCAAACAUGGUGCCCGGAAUUGAACCCUCGCCAGACAAAAUGCUCCAGGGACGUCUUUUCUCCUACCAUGAUACACAUAUCCAUCGUCUUGGCUUAAACUACCAUCAACUGCCCGUCAACUGCCCAUAUAAGUGCAGUACUAAAAAUUAUCAAAGAGAUGGACCACAGACCUUUGAAGUCCCAGGUAUGUGUUUCAACUGUCCAGUAUUACACUGAACUUAAGUGCCCAACAGAAGAUGAUGUGGAAAGUGUUUUUUUAUUAUGUUUCCAACAUGCUUUGUUUACUUUCCCAAUUCCCAGUGCAUUCAGAAUUGUGAUGCAAUUGUGUGAUGGAGCUAUCCAGUAUAAAUAAAGUAGUUUAGUUCAGGUUUUCUCCUGUAGUAACACUGGAUCAAUAAGAGAUGAUCCUCACUGGACCUUCAGGAAAAACAGUUUAGAACUGAUGGAGGUAUCUAAUAUAAAUCAAGUUAGUUUGGUUUAGAUUUCCUCCUAUGGUAACACUGGAUCAAUAACAGUUUAGAAUUGAUAGAACUAUCCAGUAUAAAUAAAAUUAAAGUUAGUUUAGUUUAGGUUUUCUUUUGUAGUAACAUUGGAUCAAUAAGAGAUGAUCCUUACUGAACCUCUAGGGAGAACAGUUUAGAACUGAUAGAGCUAUCCAGUACAAAUAAAGUUAGUUUAGUUUAGGUUUCCUCCUGUAGUAAUGCUGGAUCAAUAAGAGAUGAUCCUUACUGGACCUCUAGGGAGAACAGUUUAGAACUGAUAGAGCUAUCCAGUAUAAAUAAAGUUAGUUUAGUUUAGGUUUCCUCCUGUAAUAACACUGGAUCAAGAAGGGAUGAUCCUUCCUGGUUCUCUAGGAAGAACAGUUUAGAACUAAUAGAGCUAACCAGUAUAAAAAAAGUUAGUUUAGUUUAGUUUGAGUUCCCUCCUGUAACAUUGUCACACAGCACCUGUAGCCUACAUCAGAUUUCUAAACCUUGCUAUGUGUGUUUGUUAGAUGGAGCACCCAAUUAUUACCCAAACAGUUUCAGUGGACCAAAACCUGAGGAACAUCAUCGUCACCAUGUUCAAACGGUAUGAGCGUUUUUCUAUCAUUUGCAUAUCAGAGAGAUUGAGAUUUGACAUCCACUAUACCAGUAGCGGUAGUUUCAUGUAAAAAGAUUAAGAGGGGAUUUUUUUGUAUGUUUGACGUAACACGCGCUUAAAACUAAUGCGUGUAAUAUUCCACUUGAGGUUAUGACUAAAUUAAAAAUUUUUAUUUUUUGAUACGUUUCUCAAUCGGCAAACAAACUUAAAAAGUAUGUUUAGUGCUUUAUUUGUAAAAUAAUACUAAAAUGAAGAGAUUUUAGAUGAUACGCCAAAGAGAAAAUGACGUCUGAAGUUCAGUAAGUUUUGCUUAAAUGGCUGUAAAUAUAGCGUCAAUUUUAAAGAAUCAUUGAUAAUUGUAUUUUAAUUGACAAUUUUUAACUAUUAUUUUAUGUUUCACAACCGGCAGAUGCAUUUAAAAAGGUAGAUAACUCUAUAAACUAGAGAAUAAAGCUAAAACAAAGUAAUCUUGAGAGGAACGCCAAAAAGAUUUUAGGUUUUGAACACUUUUCAUUGCAAAUACGUGACAUUGAAAAAAAUUGCCUCUUAAUAUUUUUUUUGUGCAUAUUAACAUCUGGAUACGAUUAAAUGCGCUUUACAUUAAGUAUUAUACGCUUACCUAAUUACAUACACGGCAAAAAACGCCGAGUCCGCUGCUCAACAUGAUUGAACAAUGUUUUGCUGCCCACGUUGUUCACACUUAUCAACAAUAUUGAACAGUAUUGUUGAGCCUGAUUCGGGUGUAACAACAUUGUUCAAUAUUGUUGACAGCUAUGAACAAUGUGGGCAGCAAAACAUUGUUCAAUCCUGUUUUCAUCAGUAUUGCAUCAACCUGAGCGUUUUUACGCAUGUACUUAGCCUAGAUUAUUACACUGACCUGAAAGGUCAAGUGUCUUAAAUCCCUAGUUUUCUGUUUUUGUCCAGAAAUGGAGUUUGCGUUAGCCCAUCGCAGGCUCAGUGUGCAACGAUUAACCCAAAAUGCCAUCGAUUCAAAUGCCAUUCGAUUCCUCGACUGCUUGAUUUAGUGUUCAUAGUAACAAGGUCCGUAUUUAUGUACGUAGUAGCAGUCUCAUGCUAUGCUUGUGGUACAUCGUUAAUUUCUUUAUUAGCCCAUACACUUGUACGCACGCGCACAAGUCAAUUACCAGUUCUAAACCUCCUGAGUCCCUAUAUGCCUCAAAGACCAUGUGUAUUUACGGAUAACGUUUGUAUUUGUGAGUAAUACUUGUGUUUCAUUGGGCAUUACGAAAACAUCUUCUGAGGAUCACGCCACGCUUUUAGCAUUUCACCGUUUCUCUGUACUAUAUUGUAUGGGAUUUGUACCAAGCGAAUUUAUACAAUAGAAUAGAAUAUAAACGAGGACAAGUUUGACAGUUUGACUACAAAUAUUGUAUGCGCAGAGUAGAAUUCUAUACUCAAUGUGUUUGUAUCAUAUGCAAUACACAUAUAGUCAUUCGCGCAUCCGUAAUGUACAGUCAAUUGCGCGACAUCCGUGAUGGGUUCAAAGCUUACGUUUCGUCUUUAACUUAAGACAUCUUCAGAGCAAUGACAUACAAAGCUAAUAAACCUGCUAAUUCAAAGCUAAUAAACCUGCUACUGAUCGACUUAAGACGUUUUACCCUCAGACGAUACAUCUGUACAAAACGCGGAAACAUUUACUUGCUACUGAUAACUACAAGAAACAUACAUUUUAUUGUGUUACUGGAGAUUUGUUGCGUCAAACAAUAAAAUUACUUUUAACUUCGAUGCGAAUUUUAAUACAAGUGAGGUAUGGUAUCAUAUUUCAUAAUAUAGUGAAAAAUGUAAACUAGCCCUACAUUUCGCCGAACAUAACUUCGGCCCCUUUGGACAUACCUUUUUCGUAAUAGUAUUAAUGGCAUCAGAAUCCAAAACACUAUUUAUAGUGUUAUUUUCAAGCUUGUGUCUUAAUUCAGAUUUUCAUCUUUCAUUUCGGUAUUUACAGAAUAUUUAUAUUUUUAGCGCGGCCCACAGAACGUAAGUCAAAACAACGCGCUGCUUAAAUCGUAGGGGUCUAAAAUUCGACUUAAGACGUUUUACCUUCAGACUGCGCUUCCUUGGAAGUUGACUGCAUGGUUGGGGUUUUUUCGUGCAACGUCUCUGGAAAUGCAAUAUCUGGAUCGCUGAGUUUUUCAAGUUUUAUACGUUUAAUAUACGGACUCACGGAAUGUAAACAAUGUUGUCUGCGUUAGCGCAUCGCAUGCUCAGAGCUAAACCAUGUGCAUUUGUGGAUAACGUUUGUAUUUGUGAGUAAUACUUGUGUGUUUAUUGGGCAUUACGAAAACAUCUCCUGAGGAUCACGGCGCGCUUUUAGCCUUUCACGCUUUGCGUCUGCGGUUCACGAUUUGUAUUCUAAUCUUGUCUAUUGCACCGUCGCUCAUAUGUCGUCAUUUUCAGGUCAGUGUGAACGCCUGAGCAGGCGUCUUGUUUUAUCUUUAAAACAAUUGUGGUAUUACUUUCUUAACUAUGUUUAUCGGCGGCCAGGGUUCGAAUUAAAUAUUUAAAAGUGAAUAGCGAAUUUCGACCCAUUGACUCAUGCAAUAAAAAGUGAAUAGCGAAUUUCCACUAUGUACAGUAAAAAAGAAUUGAGCAUUAGAUCUUCAACCAGAAAGGCUGUUAUAAUAAUAAAGAUUCUGAUCAGCAGUCUUCAUUUUUUUGGUAGUUGUACACAUAAGAUUAUAAACAACAAAGAGAGAAAAUGACGACGUAAAAUUAAAUAAUUCCAAUUUACAAUAUCACCCGUAAAAAUUUGCGCAAUAUCUAAAAGAGUUAAUUAAAAGGCAUAUUUAUUUAAAGUUAGAGUAAAUUAAAGUACAAACAAAAUACUGUACAUAUAAAAGUAAACAUGGCACAGCUCAGUUCUAGCAAAAAAAGAAACUGGCAUACGUCACACACUACACAUUAUGAAUUAACUAGAAAGUUAUUGAACAUUUUGAUUUGGGUUUUAUACCUAAGGCUAAGUGAUUGUGAAAUUCAAAUCUGAUUUUAGUUGCCUGAACAAGUAGCAUGACAUUUGACCUUUCCUAAGUGGAUUUUGACAUUUUUAUAAUGUCAGCCAAUCAUAUUAAAACAUUAAAUCAAAACACAGCUUGAGGCCAAGGCGCAAUUCUAUUCAGAAAUAUCAGCGCAUAUUAGAGAAUGUUUCGCCUAUACAAAGAAUUGUUUGAAAACAAACGUUUCCAAUGUUAUCCGUUUUACUUUUUCACAUGUGAAAUCUUCUCAGUUUGAAUAGUGAUUUUCUUAUACUACUGUAUAGCAAAGUGAGUAGCGAAAUCCAAAAACGGAUAGCGAAUCGCGAUUCGCUAUCUGUUAAUUCAAACCUAUCCUAACCCAUCCUGUUAACUUUCCCUGUGAGAGAAAACUGGAGCACUCGGAGAAAAUCCACGACUUUCGGCAGAGCGUUGACUGACUCUUUUCACAUGAGUCUGUAGCGAGAAUCCAACCCACGUUCUCAGAGUUGAAAGGCGCUUGCUUUGAGUACUGUGCCGCCGAAACUCCACUAUAAUAUAAAAACAUAAUAUGAUUUUUAUUCUCCAUCUGUAUAGUUCUCUGGAGAGUGCAAACGUGUUGAGACUGGUGAGGAGGACAAUUAUUCUCAAGUGACAACAUUUUAUAACAAAGUGUUGAACGAUGAGGAACGUGCACGUCUCGUCUCAAACAUUGCUGGACAUUUGAAAGAUGCCAAGGACUUUAUCCAGAAAAGAGCUGUAAGUUUUACUUCGUCUUGUGAUUAUUGCUAUAGAACGAAAUCAAGGGAUGUGGAUGGCACAGUGCUUGGUCCGUAUGUUUUUUACUAGCUCUGUGGCAGGCAAGGCCGCAAAAAUAGUUUAUUUUCUGGGACCGCAAGACCAACGAAAACAUUUCCUGCAAGUAAAACCACCUCAGUAAAUCUUAUUGUUUUUUAAUCUGCAGUAAAAUACUUUAAGUAUAAAGUAUGAUUGUCACUAAAAUUAAUAAAAUACACUUUCUUUCUUUAUUUAACACUUUUUACCUUCUACGGUUUUACCUUCCAUUUUUUUCUGCCAACCUGAAACAUUUUCUGGGACCAAUGGUUCCGUGGUCCGCUAUAUUUUGCAGCCCUGGUGAUAGGGGUUCAUUCAUGCAAUAUUCAAUUGUCUGAUCAUAGUUAGCUACUGUAACAUCUAAAGCGCACAGGUUAUUUCCUGGUACUUUGGUUUCCUCUUGUACUAACAAUGCAUGGUCCUUAGUGGACCUCAGAAGAAGAACUGCAGAUAGUGCUAUAUGCAGUAGAAAUAAAAUUAAUGUCGCUUAACGGCAGAGUAUCCGAGUUUGGGGGUAGGUGCCGUUGGUGGCCAAGAGCGAAAGAGCAGUUGUAGCUGGCUAGCCAAGCUGUAGCAAAGUGACGGAUGCGCGAUAAUUGCAACUGUUCUAAGUGACGUCAGGGGCUCCCCGCUGCUAGAUACAUCUGCCGUUAACUUCGCUUAAAUCUACGUUUAACCACAUUAAAAUCAAAAUCGUCGUCAGCUUUUUGGUAACAAAAUACUUCUUUCUAGGUGAGCAACUUUUCCCAAGUGAGUCCUGACUUCGGAGAAAGACUGACAAAGGCUUUGGAAGCUUAUAAAAAGGUAUGUUGCGUGGCUGUACUGUAGGGGGUGACUUUAUAACCAGCAAGCUACCGAUUGAUUCCGAUUGACAGGGAUUCGCCAGGUCGUUGAAUCAAUUGACCAUUUGCGUAAUAGACUAAUUUUUGAUCUAAACAAGUCUAGACAAAAAUUUCAUCACAGCUUGAAAGAGCAUCACAAAAUUAGUAACAUUCCAAAGUUUCGUUGCGAAAUGUUGCAAAAUGCGGAUAUUAUAGCCUUGCGAAGUUUGCCGUUUUUCAAUCAUUUCAGAUUACAAACGGGAAAUUGACAGCCCCAAAGGGUAUUGGGCUGUCAAUUUCCCGUUUGUAAUCUAAAAUGACUGAAAAUUGCAAACUUUGCAAGGCUAUAUUAUGUCCGCAUUUUACAGCAUUUCGCAACGAAACUUUGGAAUAUUACUAAUUUUGUGAUGCUUUUUCAAGCUGUGAUGAAAUUUUUGUCUAGAUCAAAAGUUAGUCUAUUAAGCAAGUGGUCAAUUGGCAGCUUUCUGAUAGUGCAGAAAAGUUUGCGAUCAUUGAGAAUAGUUAAGGCUCUGUGAUCACAGUGGGAAGAUUUGAAGGAUUUGUAAGAAAUGUUUGAGGGAAUUGACUCGGUGUUAAACACUCAAUCAGUUCUCUCAAACAUUUCUUACAAAUCCUUCAAAACUUAGAAUUUAGCUAAGCAAAAUUCCUACUCUGAUCACAGAUACUUCGGUAGCGUAAAUCAAGCUUUGGAAUGUUGGGGAUAUGACUAGAAGAUGAAGGGUAUAUAUUAGGAAAGAUAAGACGAGAUUUAAUAGAUUGCAAUGGUAGAAAUAAAGUAAAUAGUCCAUAUAGACCCAUUGCACAUGACGUCACAGCGCCGGUGACGAUGCAUCUGGAGGACAAGUUAGCAAUCUGUGCAUAAUAUAACUUUUGUAAACAAAGGAGCAUCUGGAGGACAUUCUAAGGAUUUGUGACGUUAGUGCAAUGGGUCUAUACGAUACUCCAUAUAAAAGGAUUUUAAAGAAUAACUAGUAUUAACUAGUAUAAGAUGAGUACUAAUGCUGAUUUCCAAUAGGCAAUUCCAGCUUUUAGUUUAUGCGUACAGGGGGUGAUUGGAAGUAAGGUAUCAUGUUGCUGAUUAUGCUGAAAAAAUAGAAAUGGUGGCCGUGUAAACACGGAGUGAUAGCUUAUACUUGUAAAUAUUGAAAUCGGUUGUUUCGGCAGUUUUUGUUGAAAUGUUUCACCAUAAUCAGCAAUACGUGAAUACGAUACCUUACUUCCCAUCACCCUCUGCGCGCCUAAAUUAAAAGCUGGGAUUGCCUAUUCUAAAUGAGAAAGGAUUGGAUUAGAAAGGACAAUGUGUGACAUCACACAUGACAAGAUAUCGCAAAGAAUAGGAUGUGUCUUGAAAUACGAGGCAGAAUCUUUCUAUAGCAAGAGUAGUGAAACCCCUUAAAAUUGACGUCUCGUUGAUUUUAAUAUUUUCCCCUUUUUUCCAAUUAUAUAAAGGCUAGCCUUUAA
Messenger RNA from Paramuricea clavata, 10994 nucleotides. Lineage: Eukaryota; Metazoa; Cnidaria; Anthozoa; Malacalcyonacea; Plexauridae. The record is from the annotation of a GenBank genome assembly.